Molecule: messenger RNA, 14890 nt
Organism: Paramuricea clavata
Lineage: Eukaryota; Metazoa; Cnidaria; Anthozoa; Malacalcyonacea; Plexauridae
Source: the annotation of a GenBank genome assembly
AUGGAUGGUGAUAAAAGUGAUAUUGUGGUGAGGGUGGUAUGUGAUGGUCAUUUCUAGCCACAUCUUACAUGCAAUGUUACAACUUUAAGACCACUAGAACGUUUGCCUUUGUUUUUGUUUCAGUUGUCAUACGUAAAAAACGCUCCCAAAGCCCAAAAAUUGCGUCAAAUAACAAAAUGGGCGGACAUCAAUAAUGUAGCAGAUGACAAUAAUCCCAAUCAUGCUGAUCAAACAGUACUGUUUACUACGUAAGCAUAUUUAUUUUAAAAAUUAUUUAAAUUUGGGCACUUGUACUUUUUUACCCAGGAGUAUUGGAUGUGUAGGAUUAAAGUAUUAUCAUGUCAUUGAAGACAGAGAUUGAAGACAGUAAUUAAAUGGGUUGCAACAUAGGUAGCAGAAAGCAAAGAUGAAUUUAUAAAUACAAGUACAUUAGCGUUCACUUGUGAUGCCCCUUCUUGGUUACAAACUAGUAAUUUGUUAAAACGAAAAUUCACUUUUAAUUAGAUACUCUGAUCAUUAGCAAUAUGUUACUUCGACCCCAAUACACUACACACUAGACAAGAAUGCUAUGAUAUUUAUACUUAUAGUCUUUUUUACCCUAUUUUUUCUUUUUCUUUUAGACACAACAACGGAGGUAAGUUCAGACCUAGGGCAGUAUUUUAUUUCCGUUUUGACGUUCUUUGAGCGUUCGUGGCCGGAUGAAUGGUUCUACUUUAUUUUUCUCGCUAGGUAUGGCAACUCUAGGCGUGGUAUGUCGAAGAUAUGAUGCCAGUGCAAUGGUCUCACUAAGUGGUCUGUCUUCAUCUUUUGUUACCGCUCAUGAAACUGCUCACAGGUAGAGUGAGAUUUGCAUUAAUGAUACAGACACGUCCAAUUAAGAAGCACUUCUAGCAGCUCUUAUCAAAUCAUUCAUACUCAUUCAUGCAGCGCAGAAAAUUGAAAAAAAAUCAAUGUUUAAUCAAUGUUUGUAAAUCUUGUACAAAAGUUGACAUCGAGGGCUAAAGCGAACUUUGGAGUGGGAAAUUCUUUCACAUUUUGUUUGAGGGUUAUGGAGUAUUUUGUCUAAGGUAAACCCUUCAACGAGUAUUUUGUUUACUGCUAAAUGGAAUGAGGAAUAGUUUUCCAUCUGGAAUACGGAUUUUUUUUUAAAAACAACGCAAAUGUUUACUCUAGGAAUGUGGAUAUUUUAAGCUCCAGAAUUCCCUCUCAUCUUCCGAUGAUCACCUGUCCUUCUUAUCUAUUACUUAAUCAUCACUUUAUGCAUAAAUUUUUCGGCUUACUUUCGCAUAAUAGACCUCACUUUGCAGAGUCUUUUUAACUAUAUAACCUAAGCCCCCCAGCCCCCAUGGUGGCAUGGUGCCCCUCCCCCCCCGCAAGUCAAACAAUUUUGCCUCCCCUCAGUUAACGUCCCUUAGCUUUUCUGUAAAAUAUAAACAUUGGAAGAAAAAUGGAAUAUAGAAGGGAGGUUUGAGUAACUGAACCUUGCUUUGUGAAUCUGAUGUCUUUUUCUUCAAAUGAUUCAAUGUUUUUUUUUUAAUUCUAAACAUUGUGUUGUGAAUACAUACCGUAAUUUAAAAAAUUCUCAGUGGAUAGCAUAUCGCAGAGCCAACAGAUUUCAGUUGUUGAAGGCUAGGCAAAACAAGUUAGUGACCGAGUUGUGGUAUUUACCUAAACAUACCAUGCAAGUAGUUAACUGUUAACCAUCUAGAGUAUAAUGUAACUGUUGUAUAUCCAAAAAUCUGUUUCAGGAAACGCAGAAAAUGCAGUCCUAGGGGUGAAAAAAUACGAACUCGCCCCCCCCCCCCGACCACCCUACGAUACGACACCACACCAAACAUUUCGUCAUCAACAACCAUCUGUCACUUUCACACUCAGUAUAGCAUGGUCCCUUUCUGUAGAUGACCCCCCCCCUCCCCCACUGACAAAUUCUUAAAAAAGGCCCUGGAUUUUAGCUUCGUCUACAAAAGCAUUGCAUGUAUUGUUAAUAUCUUUUAUAAUUCUUUGUCUUUAUGCAUUUUGUUAUGUAUAUUCAAAUAUAAUAAUGUACAUAUAAAGUCAUCAAAGAGAGAUGGAAAAUGUAAACAUCAUGUGACAGUCAUGUAAAUCAUCAUCUGAUGUCUGCAUAGAAACGUUAACUAGUAUUUGACUUGCUGGAUUAACCAAGUUUAAUACUUCCAUCAGUUGUAUACAAUUUCUAAAAAGCAAGCUUGAUAAUAAUAGUGAAUUAAUUCAUUAAUUACAGUCUUGACAAAUGUAACACUUUAGGUAUAUACAUACACAAUGUAGCAUUUUUUACACAAAAUAUAGUCUUGGUUACGGUCAUGAUGGUCAGAAAUAUAGCGCAAACUGUCCUAAUGGUGCUGGUGUGAUGUCAACAUACUUACCCGCUGGUCAGGCAGCUUUUGUUUGGUCAAAGUGUUCAAGAAAAUACGCUACAGAAUUUUUAAAGUAAGUUGACGGAUGGUUGAUUCAUGGAUGACGGGAGAUAUCCUAGUAUAAGAAGAAUAAGAACACUGGCAUUCGUAUAAAGUGGCUUGGUCAUACACAUUAAGAUUUUCAAUAUUUCACUCACACAAUUAAACACACGAUUCGGCCUUUCCCACUAAAAUCAGGUUUAAAAACUAUGUCGAUUAAUGUUUUAUCGAAAACCCACAUAUUGAUUUUCAUGGAAUGGCCAAAAAAGGAACUUUUCGAAAUCGUUACUUUAUUAUUACGCGAAAAACGUUGAACCGCGGCUAUUUUCUGCAUCGGAUUCCGGACAAAAGUGUGGUUAUAGAUAUUCAUACCAUUAUAUUUCCAUGGAAAUGCUUACCCAACACUUUUGGAAUGGUUAUUGAUAACUAACUAAAAUAUGCCAUCGGUCAAGCUGAAAAAUUGCUGUGACUGCGAUGGAAAACGUUGCAAUCUUUGGGUCGAUACUUCAAGUUCGAUUCUCACCGCCAUCAAGCAAAUUUCAGCUUGCUGGGUGUGGCAUCACUCGGAGCAGCGUCAUCUAAAAUACUGUACUUAAAACCAUGAUUUUUAUGUAUCAUUUCUAUGCUUAAAAUCCACAAACUAUAAUAUAUCUAUAGAUCCAAACGAUCCCGUUGUCUUGACAACAUGCCUACAGUCCGAGGACCAACACAAUCACCAUUACUUCGUGCUAAACUGCCUGGUGAAGUUUUUAACGCUGAUAAACAAUGUGAAAUGAUAUUUGGUGCUGGAAGGACACAGUGUACUACUAAAAAGGUAUGUUCCUGCAAAUACUGAUUCUAUUCCGAAAAUCAGAACUCAAGUUGCACACCUAACAAUACGGUUACCUACCAGUCACAAUUUAUUUGCGGAUUGAUUGGGAUUUUCUGUUGGAUGGACUGCACAGAAACCACAGUGCAUGGUGCUGUGAUUGUAUUUCCAUGACAGCGGUUAUUGCAGAGCAAUAGCAAUUGAUCUGAAACUGAUCCAGUGGGAAUUUGAGGUUGUUUUGAAAAGACUUCUGAUCCUCGUUAUUUAUGGUCUAAAUGCAAUCGAUUAUCAGGCUGAGUAUUAAACGUGGGAUUCUGUGCAUGAACUAAGAUGAAAAAUACUUCGAUCUUUUGCGUGAAAGCCUUUCAUCAGGAGAUGAGAGAAAUCACUAUAACCUCCUGACGAAGAAAGUUAACCCUUCGCAAAUCAAAACACUGCUUUAAUAAAAUGUUCUAUAGACAGAUUUUUGUGUACUUUUCAACCAUACAACGUAUUUGUUCUGUGAGCUACCUUGGAAUUUUAAAAUUUUUAUCAGAAAUUCAAAAUUUUUAGCUAUCAGCAUUAAUUUCACAGAUGCCUCAAUAUCUGAUAUUCAUACUUGUGUCUCUCUAUGGUGCUUUCUUCACUAACUGCACAAUUAUUGAAAAAUUGUGCGCUUAUUGGCUCCACUAAAUCAAAACAUGUUUUGUUCACACAUGUUUUGUUAUGUACAACUUUCCAUGCCUAGAACGUUUGUUCAUCUUUGUACUGUACGAGAAGCAAGUCAACAUGUUCCUAUGUUUUAUCUCCGCCUGCGGAUGGAACAAGAUGCGGUGUAAGAAAUGUAAGUAAGAAUACUAUAUUUAUCGACGAAUUAUAGGUUACUGUAUAAAUGUAAUCUAGCUUGGACUUGUCUAGACCUUACGGAUUGAUUACAGUUAUUUACAAUGAGAAAACUGGGACUGCUGUUCACGUUAUCUUUGAGACACCUGUAAAUACAUGCAGAGUGUAUACAAAAAAGGAAUCCAAAUUUAGCAAGUCCGCAUGUUAUAAUUUUAUUUGCUCGUCUAACCCAAUUAAUAGCAAACCCGGGAGAAUUCAUGGAAUUUAUAAUUUAAAGAAAGUUGUUUGUGGGACAUGCUUUUAGGCAAGUGGGAAUUAAAUUCAAUUGAUUAGCAUAUAACUGUGCUAUGACAUGUAUGCAUACAAUCUCAUUAUAAUAAACACGCCCAAUGUGCUUUUCGCACACAAAAGUCGAAGUCUUGCGGUGUUCACAGGACAACCUUAAUCCAAUUUUCUGUAUUUACAAUUACAGCACGUAAUUGUUAUGAACCUGAAAAGAUCACAUGCAUGAAUAUCUUCAUGCAAAUCGAACCAAUAAUGGUCAGAGUAAAAACCUGACGACUGCGCAGUCCUGCGACAUACCAUGCAUGUAUAUCAUAAGGAAUAAUUUUCUAUUUUAAUAAAGUGGUGCAUCCAUGGUGAAUGUGUUGAUGAUGGUUCUCCUGUGAUCGAUGGUAACUGGGGUGAAUGGUCAGACUAUACACCAUGUACCAGAUCCUGUGGUGGUGGUGUUCGACACAGAAUUAGAAAAUGUAACAAUCCAAGGUAAUAUUGGAGCUCUCUGUACAGAAUACAAAAGAAAAACAAUUGGGCAAAGAAAAUUUCACUAACCAGUCAAGAAUUUGUUUACUAAAUAAUUAUAAGUUUACGCAGUCCAGUAAAGAUUGACAGUGUUUUGCGCACUAUUGGCAAAACAGCAGUUGAUAAAGAAAUUAUUGUAUUCAAUUUAGCCCUAGCAAUGGUGGCAUGAAAUGUGCUGGAUCAAGCGUAGGACAGCAUAGAAUUUGCAACGUCAAGGUAACUAUGUGUUUCAUCAUGCACUGAUUAUUGUUAUUUGCUUAACAAAAUUAAUAUCUCUUUCAGAAGAUUAAGUUCAGUGUUGUUAGAAUUAUUUUUCAAUCGUUAAAUCAAAAUUUUACCCUGUCUAUGACAUCAUCGAUACAGACAUAGGCCUACUGUCAGUUUCAAUAAUCAAGAAAACUGAAAUAUCUUGACCUCAAAGACGAAGACAAAUAUUGUGGUAGAAAGUGUAAAGCUUGCAUUACUGUUUUAAUAGUUCGGUUUAAAUAGAUCAACUUAAAUUUAAUUGCAGAUGUCCUCUAUAAAGGAUGAUGAUAAUAAAAUUUCAUGUUUAAAACUGUUAACUGUAAACCCAAUUCAUGCAUCAAUGAUCGGAGAAACCAUGCUCAUGAAAUUUAUGCUUUUUAUCUUUAUCUGUGUAGGCUUGUCCUCGAGGAACUGCAUCAUAUAGAAGAUUUCAAUGUAUGGCGGUUGGAUACUCAUGGUCGUAUUAUAUAUCAAAACAAGGUACGUGAGUUUCAAAUUAAACAGCUUAAACUCCUGAACGGAGGUUGCGAUGUAGAAAUAAAGUCGUAACCUUACAGUCGGUUAUAUGAGUUCCUGUUGGCUUGAAAAAUAUAAAAUUGGGAUUCCAAUGUUUCGAACAAAAGUUUAAAGUGCCGUUUGUAUACGUAUAUAGCUAUGUAAAUCCAAUCCUUUAGCUCGACCCUUAAACGUUUAAUCUUAUAAACGUUUACCCUAAACGUUAUGAUCAACCUUAUACAGAAAGUAAUCUUGACCGUAUUUAUGCAUAAAACACAAUCACUUCGGACUGAUCUUGGCCCAAGGCGAUUUGUACUCGGUUACAAUUAUGGAACACUGCACAGACAAUUUGAAGGAGUCGGAAUGGUACAGUUUAAUCAAAUGUGUAUAUGUCUAGUGGUUGUGGUGUUGAACUCAGGUGUUUUAAAUUUUUUGCUGAUAUGUUCAUGUUUAUAUACUUAGCUAUGUGAUUAUAUAAACAUGUAUGAUCAUGUACUCACAUGCAGCACCAUUACCCCAUGCAAAUGUGCAGUUAAUUAUUUUUCCAAUAAAAUCCCUAUAGCUAAUAUAUACACUUCUUGAGUUCUGACAGUUCAAUAUCCCUGUCAAUAAUAUUACUGUUUCUUUCAGCUUGUUCAUUGUGGUGUAUACGAAACUGGAAAAUCUUCUAUCACGGAAAUGUAAAAGAUGGAACACCUUGUACAAUUGAUCCAUCUAAUCAUGAUGUUUGUGUUGGUGGAAUAUGCCAGGUGCAGUGAUGUAUUUAUGUCUUUGUCUCACGUUUAUUUGCACCAGUGAAACUUGGUAAAAAAAGGUUGUUAAAAUUAACGAAAGUUGACCAAUUGUUAUCAAAAUCGCGUAUUUAACUGUCGUCACAACACUGUCGCAAAUUAAUUUCGUACCCAGGGAUCGCACAAGCAGCUGGCGACAUUUUUAAAAAGACAAACACGGUUCCCCCAAAGGGGACAUUUGUCCGCCCCCCCCCCCCUGAUUGUCGCAAAACUGUUGCCACGCUGUCGUUUUUCUGUUUCAUUAAAACAUAACCGUCACGACACGUUUUAAGCCUGUCGCAACUGUCGUCGAGAUAGAACUCGAGUCUAUCUCGACAACACUGUUGUAACUGUCGUGAACUGUCGCCAACGUGUCGCGACAAGGCGCCUUUCCUUCAUGUUUCCAUUUGGUCGCGAACAAUACUCUGACGACACUUACAACACGUUCGUUUUAUAUAACUGACUAACCUGAAUGUCAGGCCUGUAUUUUCUGAGAGGUGUGCUUGCGCUCCUCUCUCCUGCCUGAUCUUCUCUUUUAGCGUUAGGCAGGAUAAAUAUAGACCUAAAUACAUGAUAAAUACAGAAUAAAUAUAGGUCAUGAGUUGUUAGCCAGAAUCCCGAAUUUGGGUGUCAAGGCAAAAUUUCGGUUAUUGGACAAACGACUUGGUAUUUCAAAACUGAACUGUUGACCAAAACAAGAUUCUUAGAAAACGGUAGACAAUAAUAUGGAAUUUUGAAAUAUGGUAGACUAUUAUAUGGAAAGAUGAAUGAAUUAAUGCAUAUAAAGCUACAACUUUAAUUUUGCCAAUUACAGACAGUGAACAAUGCAUGGAUGUCCAAAAGCUGCUCAAAGUUGUCUUUUUUAAGUGGCCGUCCAAAUUCCAAUCAACAUUGCCUUGACGAAUAAGGCUGGAUGCCUGAAAGGCUAAGAAUAAGACUGUGUUUCAAGGACGGGGUCGGUUACUAAAAGGGAAAAUCGAGCAGGCGAGAGGCGCGCUCGGCGAUAAGGCGAAAAAUAAAUUUUUCGCCUUCUUGCAAGCACACCUCUCGGAAAAUAUAGACUUGACAUUUAGGUUAGUCAGUUGUAUAAAUCUCUUUACUACUUUUUAACUACUGUUUUGUAAUUAAAUAGCAGUCAACACUAAAAUACGCGAUUUUGAUAUUGAUAUGGCCAACUUUCGCACUAAUUGUAGUUAACUUUAACUACCUUUCUUAAUAUCAACCUUUCAAUCACUUGAACAUUGAUUACAUAAUCUUGUUCAUAUUCUCUAUAUUAUUGACAUAUUGGUUUAUUUUAUUUCAGUCUGUUGGUUGUGACACGAUCUUUCAUUCUGAUAGAGAGAACGAUCGUUGUGGUGUUUGUGAUGGUAGUGGUAGUACUUGUACAAAGCGUAAAAUUUAUUAUAAGAAAAAUUUUUGGAAAUUUGGUACGUGUAUUUAGCACACCAAUUUAUAUUUGCUACAUGAGUAUUUCCAAAAAUAAUUAUCUCAAUAGAAAAAUAUAGCUACUUAACUUUGUAGAAAGCUCAUCUUGAAUUUCUGCAUCAUGUUGUGAAGUUAUCCGAAAAAAUCAGAAUUUAUUUUGGACAUAUAUAUAUAAUGUCAUCAACGUAAAAAAAUUGCCAACUUCUGGACAAAAGAUCAAUAAAAGAACGCGGUCUAACAAAUCUCGCAUUUUGAUUAAUAUCAUGAGUACAUUUAUUAUAUUAAUACUGAUUUUUUAAUUGGUCUGUGACUGAAAAUGCGAAAGCUCGCGGCAGCCCAGGUGCAGACGAUUAUACAAGCUAACAAGGACAAACGUCGUGUGAUUACGUCAUUAAUAUAGUUUUUCAGUAGUCUGCAUGGGUGUUACUGUCAUUGUUCCUACUAUGCAAAGGAAUGCUUCGAAAUGGGAUACAAAACCACGCUUCGAAAAUUAGUACACUGGAACGCAUUUUGGUUGAACUAGAACGCAAAUGCAACGCAAGUUAGAAUGUGCUCGGAACGCAAAUGGUAUAGCAAUGUCCAAAGAAGAAUGUGUUCCGCAUGUGGGUUUCGUGGUGUGUUUUUACUGUAUUACUAUAAAGGGUUUUGUCGUACACUUCACACCAGGAUUAACACGAGAACUAUUUUUUAAAGGAACGUCUCGUCCUUUCUCGAUGGUUGUACUUAAGAAGGGUUCGUCAAAUAUUUUUGUAAAAAAGACUGGAGCAACUUGGAACUGGAUCGGUAAGUGUUAUUUAUGAGAUCUUUGUGAUAACAUGAGAAACUUUUCAUUGAACACCUAUGCCUACUCUUUCAUGGUAACUCGUCACCACUCGACGUGAGAUAAUGCAAGUUAACUAUAGGCAAUUCAAAGCGAGUAAAGACGAUCUAAGAGAAACUCAGCCAAUUCAGUUCCGCGAAACUCAGCCAAUUAAGGCGAUGUAAGGCAAGUUUAGAUCACUGAGCAGGCCUGCAAUUUUGAAAUAAAUGUGUUCAUUUAAGAAGUCCAAUUUGAGCGGGCCAGAAUUGAAGAAGGAGGAUAUGCCAUAACUGUAGAUUUACGACUUCUGAGGGGAAUUCGAAUUUUCUAAAAAAGUGGUAUCAACCUUUAUGCCCACAUUUCUAGAAAAUUUGGAAACUAGGAAUGGAAUAAGAUAAUUUUUGGUUUGUAAUUUAAUUGGUUUUGUUUUUCAGGUGUACGAAACAUGGACGGUAAAUAUUUGAUUUCUCUUCCAACAUAUUCAAAGACAGUUUAUAAAGCUGGAACGAAGAUUUCUUACAUUCACAAAUCAAGCAAGUUCAAAGAUGAGAUCAUUAUACCAGGACCAAUACAGGAAAAUCUUGAACUUGUGGUAGGUUAUAACAUCAUUCGUUGAUAGAAUAAGCAGAAUACAUAGCUUGGAGACUUGAUAAAAUCCAUUAUCUAACGGGUGGGGACUAAAAUGGUGGACAAAUUUCAGCACACUGUACAGCUUUUAGUACAAGGCAAACAUUGCCUGUAAAUUUUAAGAAAAAGCUUGUCUUCUCGACUAUCAUACGAUACAUUUGUUGUUAACAGGCUGGAACCAGCACUUUUGGCAAUUCUGGAACCAGCACUUUUGGCCUACAAUGAAUUAACCCAAAUAAUCUUUGAAAUAACGGCCAAAAUGUGCAAUAUAAACAAAACAAUUACGUGAUUUGUGCACUCUCUCGUAUAAUGAAAAUGACUUUUUUGAAGAUUAUUAUCAGUGGCCUAGAGAAGUCCAAUGGACCUGCUACAUCAGCUACAAUGGUAUUUGAUAUAUUUGUAUGACUGUCAUUGACAGGGGAUGUCCUUGAAAUUGCUACUCACAAUGAAUUAAUUAAGGAAAUAUAUUCUUUUCAAAGAUAUCUAUAAGGUGCAUGUUGGUACCAUCAUGUGAGAAUUCUCUUUGACGUUUCGUCUCCAAAUAAUGACUUAAUAUGAACACUGUGGGCACACAAAUAUGUUGUGUAUCUCCACAAUGGUUUCUAUACAUGAAACAUCUUGGUUUUUCAGGCUUGUCCAUAAAUAAGCCUCCUAAAGCAAUUUUGACAUUCCGUAACUAUGAGGUAUAAUGCCAUUUCGUAUGCGUUCUUCGAAUAGAUGUGCCAAACUCAUUUUACAGUGGAUAUUAGAUUGUCCAUUUUUUUAGUCCCGACCCGUUAAGUUUAUCUAGGUUUGUGCAAAAAUGGGAUUAUGCAGAUAAUAUAUCCAGAAGGAAAAAAAAUAGAAAGGUAUUACAAGCUGGUUGGAGUUUGACAUUGAUUGUUUUCUUUUGUAGUUUGUGCGUAUUUAUGAAGCUAACCGUGGAGUACAUAUAAGUUUCUUCGAUCCAGUUAACAAUACCGAAACACCACCUCCAAGUCUUUUUUCUUGGAAAGAAUAUGAAUGGUCAAAAUGUUCUCGGAAUUGUGGUGGAGGUAAGAUAACGCAGGAACAUAUUAUCAAUACUGUAAUUGGAUGUCAACAUUGUCCUUGAUAUCAGUCAUGACAGGAUGUUGACCAAUUCACCUGAGUCAGAGGCUUAUGAUACAUGUACUCGACAACUAAGGCCUGAUGGUUAGGUUUUGGUGAGGGAAGGAAAUCAGAGAACUGGGAGAAAACCCUGGAAGCACAAGAGAGAGAGAGAGUAAGAGAAACAACCAUACUCUACGUUCAUGAGCUUUCGCCUGCAGUGGUAUGCUGCAGGCUUAACUUAGCGGUAAGAGAUAGCGCACUACUGGUAUCCACAUCUGCCACCCAUGCAUGCUCCCCAUAUACUGUAGCUAUAUCAUUAUGUAUAUCGUGAGCAUAAGUUACUAAUGCAUGCAUACUCGUGGAUGAUUAGGUACUUAUAUGCAGACGUGGGUGGCGUGUAGUUUAGGGAUUUGAGUUCGUUGGAUUGAGGUCUGAAUCACGUAUUAAGCACAUACAGCCAUCCUCAAACGUCGCUACAUGAGUGUCAUGGCGCUGCAGAAAACCUCGGAUGUAGCUUGCUAGAAACUGACUACUUUACCAGUUGGCUGUACGUUGUAGAUAGAAAAAAGAGUGCUGUUGCAACGAACGCCAUCCAGUUUAAUAUUUGCAACACAAAUAUACUAUAUAUUCUUCAUUAUUAUAUUCCUCAUUUGAAUGUAAAACUAUUUAUAAUAACUGCUUUUAAAAAUAACCUACAUCUAGUAUUUGAAAUUGCAAAUAAUUACUUAAAUACUUUACUUUAACGGGUAAAGUAAACUUCAAGAAUCAGUUAAGGUGACGCCCAUACAGUGAAUAAUAAUUUUUUAUUUUAUUUUAUAUUUAAACAUAUUUAUUAUACAUUGUAAUUGGUAAAAGCAAUUUGAUUGGCUAAGAGCUUACAGUUAAAUCGCGCAAUCACGCAACCUACACAAAAUUGAGUUAUCUGCUAGCAGAUAACUCAGUUAUCUGCUAGCAGAUAACUGAAUUUUGUGUAGGUUGAAGUCAAAUGAGUGCACAUUUCAAUUUUCAAAUGAAUGUACAUUUCAUAAUUGUAAUGUUUACUUUAACAAGUAAAUAUUUUAAUACGUUAACAUCUUAACGACAAUAUGUUUCUUUUAUAUUUGUAAUUAAUUUAACUGUUGGACUUCCGGAGACUUGUUUAUAGAAACGUUUUACUUGAACAGCUUUGCCAGAAAUCAUAUUGAAUCAUAUAGUAUUAAAAUACUAUGUUUAUUAUUCUUCAAAUGUAUAAUAAAACAAUUAUUGAAUUCGGUUUUUGCGAUAUGCAAAAUUAUCAAGGUCUCGGUAAGCGUUAUCAGCCUCGCCUUCGGCUCGGCUGAUAACGCUUACCUCGACCUUGAUAAUUCCGCAUAUCACAAAAACCUCAUCCAAUAAUUGUUAAUUAUGCGUUUGCCCCAAGAGCGACUAUAAGCUCGUGUCGGACAGUUUGUACGUAAACGUCGAGCCGACUUUACUUAAAAGUAUUAAAGGGAAGAGCAGUGCGCAUUAAAUUGGUGGAAAUAGGAAGAAAUAUGCAUGGUACGUUUUCAAAAUGUGUUAAUGUAUGUUUUGAAAAUUUUGGUUACCGUGCCCCCCCCCCCCCCCCCCCCCCUCCGAAUUUUACGAAGCAAAUUUUCGACCACACCUCUAAUUUCGUUCCUCCCGUACGUCUGUGUGAUCAUAAAUAAUAUGCUUCAUAUUCUUUUUUCAGGAUUCAGGAAAAGGAAAGUAAAAUGCUAUCGUAAGGAUGAUAUGAGUAUUGUCGGAAAAAGGUUUUGUAGUUCAACGUUAAAACCAAAUGAGAAAAAAUUCUGUUAUACUUCAUGUCCUGCUGAGUAAGUAUUGCGCAUGCAUGAAUCUAUCUGAAGUGUUGUUUUGCCCACUAGCAAUUGACUUUAUAAUGCAGUAUAGUUAAGGUUCGAAUUAAUUUUAAUUAUUUGAAAAAGCCUAGAAUAUCUCAAGGUAUAUAAUUGUGUACGUGCAUGUAUGUGGUCCGUAAAAUAUAUACGAUAGAUGUCCUGCCGGACCUGCCCGCUGUAAAAAUCGUCAUCUUUAGUGUAGAUAGCAAUUUCGCCAAUUUGCAAUAUUCACGAGCUUAGAUCCUUUAACCAAACUCGUUAUUAACUUUAAAGACUGUACAACAUUACUGUUCCAUAAUCAAUUUCUUCAGAUUCGCUGCACUUGAAAUUCGAAUUCCAAGCUCGCGUCAAAAUUGAACCUCUCAUUUCUAAACUUUCAUUUCAUUUCAUUUUUAAUAUGAGAUGUAUGAUUCAUUCGCAGUACUUGGUCAGAGAAAUUAUUUCUCUCUUUAGGUGGUUUAUAACACAUUGGAAGCCAUGUUCUAAAAGAUGUGGACGCGGAAUCCAAACAAGAAAGAUCAUUUGUAGAAGAAAGAAAAUGGAUUCUUGGAUUGUCGAAGAUGAUUCGGCAUGUGUUAAACAAAGACCUGUUGUGCCAGUUCUUGCGCGUCAUUGUAAUGAAAUUAUGUGUCCACCUGAGUAUAUACCACUAGCUUGGUCUGAGGUAUAUUUCAUUGUCUUUCAUUCGCUGGUAUUUGCUGGUUAGGUGAACUGUAUUUACUUUUGACCAAUCAUAAAAUGUAACCUAAGAAAUCACGUAUCCACCUGCAGAGUAUUUACCACUAGUUUGGUCUGAGGUGUCUUUCAUUAAUUGGUGGAUUUUAGUAACCGUUACAAGGGGGUGGGGGGUUGUGAGGACUUUUGAAUGUUGACUUCUUUCGCAUGCAAUCUUGAGGCAUUGAUCUUAUAGUAGUUUUCUCAGGUAUUUUCAUUUUUCAAUCCGAUUUCGUUUUUUAAGAGUUAAAACCAUUUUACAAAAUCCGAAGAUUUGACCAUUUCACAGUUUGACUUUUUUACAAGAUGUGCUCAACAUGUGUAGUUCAAACAUUCAUUCAACCUCACUGCAAAAUUUCUGAUAAGUGAUAUCGAUUUGCACAAUUAUGCCUUACAGGUCUUUAAGAAUGCUGUUGGGUGUAGCAACGUAGAGAUAAACAAAAGAUCAACCAAAAGAUCCAAAUGAUUCAGAUCAGGGGAUAGAGAUGUCCAUGUGUUUCCCACUUUCAAGAGUUUAGUCUGGCCCUAUACCAAAUUUCUAUGCCGACAGUUCCUAGUGUUAAGAUUGCUCUAUAUGAUGUCGCUACAUCAUUAUUUUCUCACUUUGAUAACUGCUGGCUGAUCACCACCUGCUGUACCAUUAUAGUGCUUAUUAAGGUAAAACAUGUCCAGCACAAAGGCACAAAGCUAUAUGAUUAGGGAAUAAAAAAGUGCAGCAUAUAUAAGCCUUAUAAAGAAUAAGACAAGGCGAAGAAAAUGAUUUUUUCUGCUAUAUCUUUGCAAACUUUAGAGUGAAUGUUUUCCUUUAUUUCUUUUGUAUAACUGUAAAUUUCAAGGAGUUGAAUCAACUCCAAAAGUGUUAUUUUGUCGGUAUUAAAUUAAAAUCUGAUGUGAAACAAGCCUUAAUAUACAGGUACUAUACCAUUAAAACGAUUAUAAUGUUUUCUCAACCAGUGUUCGACAUCAUGUGAUGAAGGUGUGUCCACCAGAAAACUGAAGUGCCAAAUCGUCAAUAAGAAAGGAAUUAGUAAAUAUGUCCCAAUGAGAGUUUGUGAACAAAAUGGCUCACCAGAACCACAAACCACACGAAGAUGUAAUCAUGAUAUACCAUGUAAAGGUAGGCUUUUUGUAGAUAAUCAGAUGAGAGAAUUACGAACAAAGCAACCGUCGAAGAUGACGGCAUCAUUUUAUCAAUUCCAUGAAAUUCAUGACAUUGCGCAAGUUAAUAACGUCUUGUAUACCAUAUUAUAACAUUUCAAGCCGAAAACGUAGUCUUGAUUAGAACUACUAGUAAAUGGUUAAUAUAAAUAAAAGUAAUUUAUAAUAGUUUUGUUUGUGGAAACACCACGUAAAUUUAUUACUGCAGUAAUAAAUUUACGUGGUCAGUUUCCACAAACAAAACUAUUAUAUGUUUUAUCGCCAUGCAAACAUACAAAGAACUUGUUAAAAGUAAUUUAGUUAAAUCGUUAAUCUCGAACGAUCAGUGUCAGUUAAAUGGUUAGGAAAAGCAACGGUUAGUUGUGUUUGAAAGCCUCGAAUUCGUCCUGUUUCAGUUAUGCUUCGUCACGUGUGCUAGAGAGGCCAAAACAUGCAAAUGUGAGUACGGUUCGAAUUCUUUCGCGCACAAUCGGCGCAAACAGACCGUUAACAUGUUUAUUUGGCUUUUGGCCCCUUCAUGUUUAUACUCCAAAACCUGUACUGCAUGGUGCACCUUUUCCACAAUCCUUAUCAUUCUUUUUAUCCACACAUUAGACAAAGCUUUGAAUUAUGUUUGGAUUGGAUGUUUUCUUGACUCAAAAUACCCAACAUCACGACUUCUACCUGUAGUACUUGAAAAUCUUCGUCGAAAGAUUGACUGGUACAAUCCCUCAGCAACAAUCGAUGAAUGUGCGAUACUUGCAUCAAAGAAAGGAAAAGAAUAUUUUGCUAUCCAGUAUUAUGGUGAAUGUCGCACGUAUAAAGAUGGAAAUCGUCUAGACUACACCACGCUUGGUAUUUCGCACAAUUUUUGGGCCGGUUUAGGAGGUUCUUGGACAAACUGUGUUUACAAGUUUCAGUAA